AGAAAAGAUGUGCAAGCACGGCAGUAGGUGCGACGAGAGGUACAAUGCGCCAUGUAUGUACUGUACUGUACUUGGUACGGAGCCGAGAGGUGCGCUGGGACGAUGCGUGUGUAUGUAUGUAUGGCUUGUCGUUGCGUGUGUCUACGUCUGCGGAGAUGGCAUUGCGGGUGGUUGUGUGUACCGUACCUAUCGAUAUGUCGACGUCGCGCGCACGGUGCGUGGCUAUCUAUUUCUAUUUCUUCUUCUCCCCUUCCCUCCUUCUUCUUCAUAGGUACCUAUGCGUGCGUGCGUCCUCAUUCACAACAAGUCAAGUCAAGUCCAUCAAAACAACACAACGUCUUGAAAGUGACAAUCAACAAGUACACGUCUUACAAGUAUCGAGGGUAUGGUUAGCCGCUGUCUAUCUAAGUACCUAUCUAUAAAUAUAAAAAAUAUUAACGUCUGUCUGUAUUCUCCUUCUUUUUUUUAUUUCUAUUUCUUUUGUUUUUUUCUCUUAUCCUUCUUUUAUUCCUACUAAUUCUUUAACUAAGUAUUUUGUAUAGAGGAAAACGCAAACGAUUGCGCUAGUGCGUGGUCAAGCGGGCAUGGGAGUGUAGUGUAUGAAAAAUCCGGGGAGAGAGGGAAACAGAUAGAUAGAUAUAUAUAUAUAUAAAACUAAGAUACUAAG
Messenger RNA from Aplosporella prunicola CBS 121167, 667 nucleotides. RefSeq lists its product as uncharacterized. The coding region runs from base 121 to 393 and encodes 90 amino acids. The transcript has a single exon. NCBI's taxonomy places the organism in Eukaryota, Fungi, Ascomycota, Dothideomycetes, Botryosphaeriales, Aplosporellaceae. The record is from RefSeq and is a predicted model, not a curated record.